UAGGAGAAUUGAAAAUAAGUUAUUAACGGUCACAGUUAGCGAAUUGUAAUUAGUUUUAUCAGCUAAAUGAGCGUACAGUAUAUGACAGCGUGAGUGUAAAGAGUAGUAAAUGCGUUAUAAAUUGUAACCGGAGUUUACUAAUAUUGUUGAGAAUGCUGGAGCAGAUGUGUGAGGUUCUAAAUGGUUAAAAUAUCGCUGUUUUCGACACGUAAUGACGGCACCAUUUUGCUAGUUUUGUAGCUAAUAAGCUAACAGUGCAAGGAAGAGUAGCUUAGAAAGCUAGAAAGACAGCACAGUCGUCUGCUCUACAUUCGUGCGUCUUCGUGCGUUGUCCGGAAAGUGCCGAAGUUCCAGCGCCGCCAUUGGCUCUGAUGGUCAGUCUUGCCAGGAAAGGAGGGCGUGAGGUAGUUGUUGAAUGACUGGCCGGCUGUGUACGGUGUGGACGGGACAGGACUGCCUAUGGAACAUACACAAACGCACCGGCUCCUUAUAAUUUCAACAAUUUAACUCAGGACGGCCUUCGUCGCAACACCAGGGAGUGUUGUAGUGGGCGUUAGCCGGGACAAAGAGUUGUCGAGGCCGGGACGAGGUUCUCGCAGGUUGAUGGCAAAGAGCGGGGAAGACGACAAGCGUAAACACAUCUCAUCGCAGUUGGUUUGAUUACUUUUAAAGGUCGCAAUAAUUCCCGAUGUGGCUGUUAGGAUGACACAUGCUGGGCUCUGUUUAUCGACAUGCAAGCAGCUUGUCUGCCACAUGUUUUGACUGAGAGCCAAUCAAAUUGGCUAUUCAAAUCCACGCUUAUGUCAGUGACCUAUAUCUCAUGUAUGUGCGCCAAGAGCCCACAGUCUCCUCAGCGCUAGACAAGGCAGCAUGGGGACGAACGGGGUUGACAACAAGGCGCAGCCGUCUAGCAGGGUGUCCGGGACACAGCAGCCCGCCGCGGGUCCCCCUGAAGACGAGCAGAGCGAUGCUGCCCAAAAGACGGAGCCGAAUAACGACGAGCAAGCGGCGGGCAGCGAGUCUAAGGUCCCGCAGGAGGACAGCGCCGUGCAACUGAUCGAGACGGGCUGCAAGCCGAGCUCAGCCCCGGGUCUCGAAGCGGACACGGCGGUGCAGGUGGAGAGGCACGGCGGAGGAUUCGUGCCCCCCGAAGGAGGUUUUGGCUGGCUGGUGGUUUUGGCAGCAACCUGGUGCAAUGGGUCCAUCUUUGGAAUUCAGAACUCUUUUGGCAUCCUGCACAUGAUGCUGGUGAGGGAGCAUGCAGACCCGGAGGACAAGACGUCUCAGUUCAAAGUGGCCUGGGUCGGGGCGCUGGCCAUGGGGAUGAUCUUCUUCUGUUCACCUGUGGUCAGCAUGUUCACUGACCACUUUGGCUGUCGGAAAACCGCCGUCAGCGGGGCGGUGCUGGCGUUCAUUGGACUGCUGAGUACAUCUUUUGCAAACUCGCUGAGCCUCCGUUACUUCACUUACGGCGUGCUGUUUGGCUGCGGAUCCUCGUUCGCUUUCCAGCCUUCUUUGGUCAUCCUCGGCCACUACUUUCGCCAGCGCCUUGGCCUGGCCAAUGGGGUGGUGACGGCAGGCGCCAGCCUCUUCUCCAUGGGUCUCCCCGUUUUGCUCAACAAGGUGGUGGAGCCGCUGGGACUCAGCAGGACUUUCCAGAUCCUCAGCCUCUUCAUGCUCGUGCAAGCCUUGCUGGCGCUAACGUUCAAGCCAUUGCUACCUGCCGGACCUUGCAUGGGACCACCAGGUGCCACUGAGUGUCCAAUUCAGCCAGGGGCACCUGCUCAGAGCGUGAACUGGUGGAAUAAGGCCUUGGCGGGGGUCAGAAAGUACUUUAACCUGCGAGUUUUUCGCAUCGUCACUUACCGUGUGUGGGCAUUUGGAGUGGCUACAGCCGUACUGGGCUACUUUGUGCCUUAUGUCCAUCUGAUGAACUUUGUAGAGGAGCAGUUCAGGGGGACGGAGAAAGAAUGGGUCCUCCUUGUUUGCAUCGGAGCGUCAUCGGGGGUGGGACGGCUCACCUUCGGCAAGAUUGGGGACCUUAUUCCCGGCCUGAAGAAGAUCUACAUGCAGGUGGUAUCCUUCAUGGUUUUGGGCCUGAUGUCUAUGAUGAUCCCUCAGUGUGCCGUCUUUGAGGGGCUCGUGGUUGUGUGCGUUUUCCUGGGCCUGUGUGACGGAUGCUUCCUCACCAUGAUGGCUCCCAUCGCGUUCGAGCUGGUCGGGCCCAUGCGGGCCUCGCAGGCCAUAGGCUACCUGCUCGGCCUCAUGUCUCUUCCAAUGACUGCGGGCCCGCCCAUUGCUGGUCUCCUCCAUGAUUAUUUUGGCAACUACACGGUGGCCUUUUCCGUGGCCGGAGUGCCCCCCGUGAUCGGGGGCGUGGUGCUGUUCUUUGUUCCCCUCAUACACCGCCGGCUACGCCACGGCCAGACGGCGUCGCCAGAAAGAGAGACGACCACUCACAUGUUGCCCCAAGGCCAACCGGCGCCGAAGAGCUGCUCCAACGGAGACGUGCUGCCCGGCUACACUGACGUAGAGACGCACAUCUGACGGUCUCCCUUCUCUUGAUUGGAGCUGUGGGAAUGUCCUGCUGCCUGACCUUUAACCUCACCACCUCCUUGACACUUGCUGAUGUGAAGCGUUCCGGUUAGGGAGGACAAUACGAAGGCACACCACUAAACAAGAUGAUGGUUAGUCACAUAGGCGAGGCUCCGGAUGGAGAUGUAAAAUACCUCCAAGAGGAAUAAAAUGAAGGUUUUUUGACCAACAUUGGUAGUUUAGAAUUAGGAUUCGUCUCAAACCCUUAGCUUGUUUGGGGAGUCCACAUGCAUCAUUUAAGACGUGGAUUCUAGACACACAUUGUCACCUUUUCAAAUCUUACUCUGAGGACCUCCUUACUUGUCAGCGAGUGCUUGCUUUAAAUGGAGGUUGAGUACUUUUGCCUCAACUUGUGGCAGCGUUCAGUUGAAUGACAUCACCUUUUUUUUUUAAGGAAAACUGCGCUUUUUCUUUGCAAUUUUGCCCAUCAUCCACAAUCCUUACGUGAACCAUGACCACGAAUGUCUUUCCUUUUUCUGUGCGUUCGAAAGAGAGAAAACCAGUUAGCAUGAGGGAGCUAACAAUCCACCUAUUCCGACCUCUAAAAAAACCUCCAACAAGGUUUUCUGGUUUUCUGUCCAUGCCGUGAGCAAGUAGUAACAGGUACGUCCAUGGUAACGUGAAUACGUACAGCACUAGCCCAUAGAUAGGAGCUAACGCUACGUCCGUCAACAACAGCAGCGUGUCUGUUUGUUACUACUAAUCAUGGCAGACUUCUUGAGAGCCGCCGCCGGCUACUUUUGACAAAUGAGGAUCCAGAAGCUUAUCUUUUUGAGUCUGAAUGUCCGGAGGACGAGCUGCAGGUUUUAGAAGCUGAGCGAGUGAAACGCGAGAACAGACGAGGGCCGGCACGACUUGGCGGUGCAAAUGUGGAGCUUGCCGAGCCAGGCCGAAACUUUUUUCCACCUCCCCAAAAUAAACUGGAAAAGGACGCCCCCAGACAGAACUGUCCAUGGAGUACGUCACCGUGAUAUUGAUUGUGAUCGUACCAAUCGGUACAGAUUGGUGUCCUAUCGCAUCGUUUAGGAGCGGGCCUGUUACGUCCGGGCAGUGGCGUGAAGCGCUGCAUCACUACGCCAGAAAAAUAGCUCUUUGCGUUAGCUGUUACAAUAACAAUGUCGCUGUAGCUUGGUUUAUUCACAGGUCAAUUAUGUAAAUAGAGCCUUGUUGGUGUUUUUUGGAGGGUUUUUUUAGGGUCUUAUAGUCGAAAUAGGUGUGUCCCGUUACGUGCGUUGUUAGCUGCCACAAGCUAGCUGUUUUUUUAGCCAUUUUUCUAAUUUUUUUUAUUUAGUAAAAAAGUGCAGUAUUCCUUUAAGUGUGUCAUGAUGAAAUAACAAGCAUACAUGAACACUUUCACUUGUUCAAUCAACCUCGUUCACAACAUGAACACAGUCUGUAACCUUUGACAGGGAAGCUGAUUCGCCAUUUUGUCAUAUUCCUUUCUUUUUUACUGCCUUUCCACUGUGAGCCAGGGAAAUAGUGUAGAAUGUCUCAUGUCACAAGGCCAGCCUCAGCUUCACCUCACCUUCAAACGACCUCACAGCAGGAACGGCUUUACCAGACGGAUCCACGGCAACCACACGAGUGGCCGCGGACGCUUUUCAUUCCUCCGCGAAAGGAAAACGUUUAAAUACGUGGGCUUGACCGAUGACCGUUGUCAGUGACGACAGGGUAACUCGUGCGUUUCAGCAGAAGCCGUGUGACGCACAAGCCGGGUCGCUCCAAUGCGGGGUUGGGCAUCGAGUCCCAAGCAUCGAUGGGAACCGGGACUAACAUUACGUUUCUCCUGGGAUCUUUCAGAUGUUUUUAUUUCGAGUCCUAGUUUCGAUGCUCACUUCACCGACCGGAAGCGGCCAACAUGAUUUAUGUUCACACAUUUGUGGUGUCUAAACAACACAGUACCUCGUCUUUGAUGCGCUACGUCAGACUUCCUCGCAGUCCGAGAAUAAACUUCUCAUGUCGAUGUAAGCCAGGCUUUCAGGAUGCUCGCUGAUGCGGAAGUUGGGUGUAAAUAAAGGACGGGAGCUACGGCAGGCACGUUUAUUCAUUUGCACAUCACGUCUCUGUUAGCAACAGUCAAGGGACCUUCUCAACUCACACAACACACUUCCGGCCUUCACAAUAAGAGCACUUUGGGCUAUAUCCUGUUUACUUGUGUGGGCAAAAUAAGGGUAUCCCAAAAAAAUUGCUUCCAUCAACACUGAGACAAAGUAGGCUACUUUUCAAACGGAAAGAUCUUUUGUCAAAAGAAACUUCACAACAUUUAUAUUCUAAAAGUUCAGACAUUUCAUCUGAAAAGAAGUCUGGUUAGCGCCCUUAUUUAAACUACGCAAACUUUUAUGACCCCGAUUCGAAACGAGGAAUAGGAAUCGGAACCAGAAUCGUUCACAUUCAAACGAUGCCCAACCCUACUCCGGUGGCUUGUGGGGGGAGCAGGGUGCUAAGACAAUGCUGCUCAUUUUCUAGUUUAACACUGUACUUUUUUUUCUUUCGAAAAACAAAAAAGGCAUUUUGCACGAAGCUUCUUUGAGAUAUUCCCUCGAGGACACCGUUUAGUCUCGACCAAUCCUCUCCUCACAUGGUGACCUGGCUUCCUCUCAUUCCUGCCUUUAUUACAUUCUCCUCCACAUUUGUUUUAUUAGUACAAAUUUCACUGGAGGCACAGAAUGCUAGACCUGAAAUGAUAGCAUCAACAUGAUGGACUGAGGUAGCGUUACGUCUCUUUUCUAACUAAACAACAAACCACAAGACCAAACAAUCACAGCGAGCACAUGCAGUUUCCCCAGCAGUUUACAUCUCCACAGUGGAACCUCGGUUUUCGCCAAAAAUUAUUGCUGAAACUACGUCUUGGUUUUCGUACGGACAAACGGCGGGAUGGAGUGUCCUAGCAAAGCAACCACAUGUUGGUGACUCAGUCUGUGUUUGUAUUGGUAUUUAUUUAUUUCAAGAAUGGACAGUGAAUAUUCAUAAACAUUUACAUGUAAAUAUGCCAGAAUUAGCCCAAACAACAAAUGCUACCAGAACUGCAAAUUAGCAGCUAAAAACCGGUGCGGCUGGCAAACCACGACCUCCAAGUUUUGGCUAGGAGAUGGAACAAAAUGAUGAUGAGCCCAAAGGCUACUUAGCAUCUGCAGUCCCUGGUCGGGUCGAAGAGACAACGAGAAUACUCCUACUGGCGGUCUACGAGCAAAAAAACACAAGAAACGCACGGAGAGCGCGCGUGCAACGUGCUGACUUUCGAGCCAUACACGCUUUGACAAAGAGCCGAGAGGUUCUUUGUCCUGUCAAACAAACUCUACGGAUGCUCACGUUUUUUUCAGGUUGCAAGACAAACUUACGUACUUCGUACCUCUCCGUGCAUUGUCCAUACGGCCAACGUGUGUCUUUCAGAUGUUUUGCUGCUGUCGGGUUAGGGCAAAAUGUCAAUUUUUUCCGCGUAUAUCGCACUUGCGGACUCCUGUGUGUGUCGUGCGCCACAUGUGCGCCCCACAUACGGCCGAUAUUUCGUACAUCCUCCAUGUGUGUCAAGAUCGUACUCCUUCACGGUCACCCCAACUACGUUCUCCACAAAGAAAAACAAAAAACAAAAAUGCAGCGAUUUGGGGAAAACCAAAAAUCACACGGCCAAAAAAAUUGUGCGUCCGGCUUAAAGGUUCCUUCAAAAAUCCAUUUGAUUUUUGGAAAUUUCGGGUUUCGUUUGACCUUUUGGAACGGAUUAAUAACGAAAGUCAAGGUUCCCAUGUGCAACUUUUAGCUAGCAAUGUAAGCUAGUCACAAGUUGUAGCUUGCUACAUAUGCUAACUUGUCUUGUACUCUAACAAAGUAAAUGGAACAAUGUAAUGUAAAUUUAUGUUGAAUAAUUUGCUUUCAUAUAUAUAUAUAUAUAUAUAUAUAUAUAUAUAUAUAUAUACACACACAAACACAGUAUAUAUGUAUGUAUAUAUAACAUUUACAAAUGAAAUAUUUUGGUAAAUUGUAGUUGGUUGAAGUGAGAUUUACUACUCGAUGGAAAGAUUUGUGGGCUACCAAGUUAAAAAAAAAAAUGGCUAAAUUGAGUGGGGGAAUAUAAAUUUUUUUUUUUUUUUAUAAAAAUCAAACAGAAACAAUCAUAGGACAAAUGAAAAAGUCCAGGCUGUGUGUGAGCUGCGCCCUCAUCGGUUUCAAGAUACAACUUUUAGCUAGUCACAUAAGCUAAUUCGAGCUAGCUAGUCCGUAAAUCAAACCACCAACAGUACAUGUAUGGUUUCUUCACAGCAACGUAAUGUUCAUUCAUGUCGGGAUAUUAAUAUUAGCAAAGGAAAUAUUUUGGUAAACUGCAGUGGGUUGAAGUGAGAUUUACUGCUAUGCAUGAGAUGAAAAUAACGGGGCUAGCCAAUAAAAACACAAACAUGGGUAUUGAAAUUGAGUGGGGUGUAUUACAUUUUUUUUUUUUUUACAUCAAAUUACAAAAAAAACAGGCUGUGCGCUAGUUACAGUUCCUUGCAAAAUUGAGUACACCCCUCACACUUAUAGUCGUGAUUUACUGCGCUCUACCGAGAGGAACACAAACCCCUGAAAUGCGUCUCUGCGCACGCUGUAUCUUCAUGACCACUGAGUUUGAUGUCGUACGUUUGCUGUUAAGUGUAAAUAUUUGUUUUGUCGCUGUUGCCAGAAUAUGUCACUGUCGCCGGUGUCUUUCGGUCACAUGGUUUUGUCGCCAGCCGGAAGAGACCUCUGACUCACAGCUUUAACCUCACUUUGAAAACAAAUCUACCUUUUCAGACGCGUGUGAACAAUUAACAGGAUUUGCUGAGCUCAGGCACACUCCAUACCAAUUUCCACUCGUCAGCCUUUUUAGUCAAGCUUUUCGAAAGACGCGGUGAAGUCAUAGUCAUAUGACACUAAGGCUGCAUUCACACUGCAGGUCAAUUCAAUUUUUUUUUUGCUCUUAUCAUCUCCCCAUUUGGUGGCCCUCGACGUAAGUGAUAUGUCCCCCGACAACAGCGCGGCUAUACCGGCGCCGCUCAAUGCUAACGAGGCAGCUAACGCCGGUGCUACCUACGUCCAACUUUUGGCAACGCAGCCCACGCCUGUGGUUUCAACACAUCAAAGCCCAAUUCCGACUGCGAGGAAUAACGCAGGAUGUGACAAGUAUUUCCACGUCGUGGCCGCGCUGCACCUCCACUUUCUCUCACACCGCAGGAACGGCAUGACCGCCAAUUUUAGCGGUUUUGAAACUGUGGCGUUUUCAUAUCGUGGUAUCCCUUGAAACCGGGACCAGUGUGACCAGUUCCAUUCGAUAUCCGAUAUGUACCCGAUCUACUGCGGUCUCUGAGGUCGCACAUAUCCGAUCUAUACGUCAUGGAAAGGCGUGUUUGGCCGUGCUUACCGAGACUUGGAUAAAAGCUACUCACCGAUGUAGGCGAGUUAUUCCUGUCAUCAGUGCCCCGCCGCUGCACCACUGGUCCAAGACUUCUUUAGUACAAAAGGAGUACGCAGUAUUACUCAAGUGGACUUCCUCUAGGUUGUUUGGAUGAACAGGUCCUUCUGAUCAUAUUUAGGUGAGUAAAGUCUCGCAGGUCUUAACAAGUGCAACAAAUGGACAUGAGGGGAAGCAGCUGUAAAAGUGGAGGGUCCUGGGUGAGUUGCCCUCGCCCCUGACUUAGAAGUCUCAACUUCAACUGGGGAGACUUAGUCCUUUAAACGGGGCAGUCAGGCGGGAGGUGUGCACACUUAAAAGAGAUGAAGCGCGGCCUUGCACCCCUGGGGUAACUAGCGUUUAAACAUCCACCCACACGCUCCUUGGGACAGACGUCGCAGUACGUUCUCCAGAAACUGACACAACCAAAAGCCUCUCCCUCUUUCUUCUUAAUCUUAAUCAUUUGGCUUGGAAAAUGUUGACUGCCGCUGCACAAAAUAUUCACAAAAUAGACACAAAUCGAGGCAGUGCUUACUUCUGUAAACACACGUCGACGUGUGUGACGUUGUGCUUUUGCGCAUUUGCGGCACCUCGGCAAGUCGCAUUUUUUUGGGGGCAACAUGAACGACCACAUUAAAAAAAACGGAUUUUCACAAAAAAUCCGAAUUGGGCGUCAUAACCUGCAAUGCAGAUCAGUUCCGAUGUUUUUUUG
This is a messenger RNA of Dunckerocampus dactyliophorus (ringed pipefish), 8705 nucleotides long. RefSeq names its product solute carrier family 16 member 2 (gene slc16a2). The record is from RefSeq and is a predicted model, not a curated record. The transcript has 7 exons. Gene Ontology annotation, biological process: transmembrane transport. NCBI's taxonomy places the organism in Eukaryota, Metazoa, Chordata, Actinopteri, Syngnathiformes, Syngnathidae. Bases 871 to 2547 code for a protein of 558 amino acids. Gene Ontology annotation, molecular function: monocarboxylic acid transmembrane transporter activity; thyroid hormone transmembrane transporter activity.